UCCCGGCGUCUCCGCGCCCGGCUCCAUGUUUGUGUCCCCGCGCGGCUCCCGUCGCGUUGCCAUGGCGGCGGCCUGGCGGCCUCGGCGUUGAGGUGCGCGGGAAGGGCGCGGGGCCCGGCCCCCAUCCGGCCGCCAUGGAGGACGAGCUGUACCUGGAGAACAUCGACGAGUUCGUCACCGACCAGAACCGCGUGGUGACGUACAAAUGGCUGAGCUAUACUCUGGGAGUUCACGUCAACCAGGCUAAACAGAUGCUGUAUGAUUAUGUGGAGAGGAAACGAAAGGAGAACUCGGGAGCUCAGCUUCACGUUACCUACUUAGUAGCAGGAAACCUCAUCCAAAACGGACACGUUUGCCACAAGGUUGCAGUAGUGAGAGAGGAUAAACUGGAAGCAAUGAAGUCUAAGCUCGCCACGAUUGCAAGCGUGCACGUUUACAGCAUCCAGAAAGCCUUGCUCAAAGACAGCGGGCCGCUCUACAACACCGACUAUGACAUUGUCAAAACAAACCUGCACAGCUGCAGCAAGUUUAGUGCCAUUCGCUGCGCUGCCGCCGUCCCCCGGACGCCCGCCGAAGUUUCUCAAGCACAGACGUCGGCGCAGGCGGGUUCCCAGCCGCCGAGUGACACGGGUGCUGCCGGCGUGCCCGCGGUCAACGGCCACGGUCCCUCGGCCACCAAGCAGACCUCGCAGCAGCCCAAGGGCAUCAUGGGGCUGUUUGCAGCCAAAGCCGCUUCCAAACCCCAGGACACGAGUAAAGAAACCAAAGCAGAGGCUAAGGAGGCCCCAGGUGUGUCUGCAGUAAGCAGCAAACCGCCGGCAAAGGGCAACAUAAUGAACAACUUCUUUGGAAAAGCUGCCAUGAAUAAACUCAAAGUCAACUCUGUGCCUGAGCAGCCAAAGGAGGAAAAAGAAGUAGUCAAGACUUCAGUUCCUGUAGCAGAACCAGAGUCAUCCCCUAACGCUGUAGUAGAGAAACCUGGGAGGAAAACAGAGCCUGCUAAAACUCAACAAAAGGACAAGAAAAGUAAAACGAAGAGGUUGGACAAGUCAGAUAACGAGGAGGAAAGAGAACCCGAAAAUCAAAAGAAGAAGAGGAAGCGAAUCAAACAACUUGAGUCUGACAGCAGUGAUGAGGAAGCCGAUGUCCCACUGUCUCCCACACCUGAGGAAGAGAGAGCUCCAUCUCCACCACCUCCGGCACCUGCUCUGAAGACUGAGUUGGAGCCUGCGUCCAGUGAGGUUUCAGCUGGAGGGAAGAAGAGGAAACGGAAGCGUGUGCUGAAAUCCAAAAUGUUUGUUGAUGAAGAAGAAGGCUGCAUGGUGACUGAGAAGGUUUACGAGAGCGAAUCCUGUACAGAUAGCGAGGACGACUUCGCCAAGACCAAGCCACCAGCUGCGCCCAAACAGCCUGCGCUGCCUAUGAAGAAAGAACCAAAGGAAGAAAGGAAGAACCCAAAGAAAGGGGCAGCCACCGCCAGCAGAGCCAACAAGCAGGUCUCCAUCAUGGGAUUUUUUCAGAAGAAAUGAACUGGGUCUUUUCCCUGGUCCCUUUGGCAGCUUGCGAGUGGUGCUCUUUUUUGAGUGGCUUACUGAAAGCUGCUGCACUGGAGGAGAACACCAUGCAAUCUUGUGUUAAGUAAGAUAUCUUGCUUACUGUGUAAGUAAGCCCUCUGGACUAGAUUUUGUAUUGAAAAAAAAAAAGUUUUAUCUGUUACUGCAAUAAUUCAGUCCUCUUUACUAAGCUGUAUGAAAAUAACCAGCUAGAUGUAAAAUCUAGAAUGAACUCUUGAAAGGCUCUUCAUCCACUUCCAUGAAAUUUUAUUUUUUAAUAGGGCUUUUUACCAGCUCAGUGCUGAAGGCCUGUUCCACGAGUGGUAGAUUGACUAAAUGAGGAGUCAAGUUCUGGAAUCUUUUUUUUUUUUCGCCCUGUUUUUACACUCCCAGCUCUCCAGAUCGAUCUAAAUCUUCGCGUUGGUUAGAAGCUGCGAUGUAGCAGGUCUUCAGGCGCACACACACAAAUAUUGAACAUCUGCUUCAGCUUGAACUGAAUGAAAUGAAUUUAAUUUUCCCCCAAAGACCGGUAAAAUAGUUCUUGCUCUGCCUUUCAUAAUCUGUUUUUGGACAAAGCAGCGCAUAUAAAAUUCUCUUACUCUUUUCUUCCUUGAACAUAUCCUCUGUAAAUUGCUCAGAUGCCUAAUUAUAGACGAGGACACUGUUGGUGCUCUGUCUCUGCAAAAACAUCUUAGGCUUCCCACACAAUUGGCUCCAGUGUAACUGGGGGAAGGCUUUGCUGUUAUUGGGAAAGCAACUGUCUCUUUAACCUUGAAAGUUAACGAGUCAAAGGGGACAGUGUUUAGAGGGCUCUUCCGAUAACCCCGGUCAGGUGUCCUUGUCUGUGAAGAACCACACACAGCUUUUUCAUUUGGUUUCCCUGCUGCAGGUUGUUGGUUUUUUUUUGUUUGUUUUUUAAACAGGCAUAAACCAGACACUCCAAGAGUUGUUUUCUAGGACAUCCAGUCAGCUGCCUGCUGGAGGAAGUGUUGCAGCAAAUGGUUCUGAGAAAAAAGUUAUUGGAGGUGAAUAAAGCACUGCAGUCCUGUUGGUCAGAAAUAACUUCUCGUUUUGGAUGCCUUCUGCUUUUUUGGUGCUAAAUUUUAUAGACUAUCUUAUAAAAGGCCCUUUUUUUUUUUUCCAGAGGAGGGAUGCUCAGCACUUCUGAAGCUUGGCCUGGUGAGGGCUUUCAUGUGGGCAACUGCUGUCACCGGUGCUCACUUCUGAGUGGUGUUAGAGCAGUGUAUGUAUUGAGAUGUGCAUACGUAGUGGUAUUGAGAGCGUUCGUGGUUGGCACAAAGGUAGAGCAAGUCUGAAGAGUGUGAAGCAAGGAAGAAAUGUCUUCAGGUGCCCAGCUGCAAGUAUUCUGACCUGUGGGCAGUAAAAGGGCCAACUAAUUGUUUCUAUGGACACAGGCUAAGAGAUGGAGUAACUCUGGGCUUUGAAGUGGAAGCUCCCAGGAAAAAUAAUGGGAGGAUGUGGGAGGGCAGGCAGAAUCAGCACCAGCACCCACAGCCAUCCUCAGCCAGAGCCUGCUGCACACGCUGAAAAAGGUUUGAUGUUCUCAAGGUGUGUUUCAGUGACGUGGGCAGCAGAGAGCCGUGGUGGAAAAAUAAUGAAGGGCUUUAUUUUCACUUUUCUGAAGACCACUGCCCGGUCCAAACUGUAGCGUGUUGGUUUUUCUUGGUAGAAGUGGGGGGUGUGUUUCGAAAGGGAAUGAUAAGUAACCAAAUGUAUUAAAUACAGAUUUGUCUUUUUUUUACUGAUUAAAAGAUGUGCU
Cygnus olor (mute swan) is the source of this 3333-nucleotide messenger RNA. RefSeq names its product DNA polymerase delta 3, accessory subunit (gene POLD3). Lineage: Eukaryota; Metazoa; Chordata; Aves; Anseriformes; Anatidae. Bases 135 to 1529 code for a protein of 464 amino acids. The transcript has 12 exons. Gene Ontology annotation, cellular component: nucleus; delta DNA polymerase complex. Gene Ontology annotation, biological process: nucleotide-excision repair, DNA gap filling; DNA synthesis involved in UV-damage excision repair; DNA strand elongation involved in DNA replication. Gene Ontology annotation, molecular function: DNA-directed DNA polymerase activity. The record is from RefSeq and is a predicted model, not a curated record.